Molecule: messenger RNA, 584 nt
Organism: Dama dama (fallow deer)
Lineage: Eukaryota; Metazoa; Chordata; Mammalia; Artiodactyla; Cervidae
Gene: HSPB3
Product: heat shock protein family B (small) member 3
Exons: 2
Coding region: 1-450 (149 amino acids)
Cellular component (GO): cytoplasm; nuclear speck
Source: RefSeq, a predicted model, not a curated record
AUGGCAAAAAUCAUACUGAGGCACCUCAUUGAGACUCCAGUGCGGUACGAACAGGAGUUCGAAGCUCGAGGUCUGGAAGACUGCAGGCUGGACCACGCUUUAUAUGCACUGCCCGGGCCAACCACGGUGGACCUGGGGAAGGCCAGGGCGGCCCAGGCUCCUCCAGUGGACGCCGCUGAGAUGCCGCCCCAGAGAGGCGAAUCCCGCUUCCAGGUCCUGCUGGACGUGGUCCAAUUCCUCCCCGAAGAUAUCAUCAUUCAGACCUUCGAGGGCUGGCUGCUGAUAAAAGCUCAACAUGGAACCAGAAUGGAUGAGCACGGUUUUAUCUCCAGAAGCUUCACCCGACAGUAUAAACUGCCCGACGGCAUUGAAACCAAAGAUUUGUCGGCGAUCCUCUGUCAUGAUGGAAUUCUAGUGGUGGAAGUAAAGGAUUCGGCUGGGACCAAGUGACAUCGUGUCGGGAAACUCCAAGGAUUUUAGAAGCUCUGUGACAGAAAUGGAGUCCAAGAUGGAAUAUAUGUUUCUUACUAGAAAUCCCAGUAUCACAGUGCCUCAACAUUUUUUUUGGUCCCUCAGCCCUGCCC